This is a messenger RNA of Punica granatum (pomegranate), 1389 nucleotides long. Lineage: Eukaryota; Viridiplantae; Streptophyta; Magnoliopsida; Myrtales; Lythraceae. The record is from RefSeq and is a predicted model, not a curated record.
CUGAGCGACGAAACAUCCCAUAGACUCCUCACUUCAUCUCUUCCUUCGACUCUCCCUGGCUCUGCCUCUCCCUACCAGAUUCCGUCAAUUCGUCGCCGGAGAAAGAAAUGCUCUGCUCUGUUCCCGCCGGGAAGUCCGGCUCGAACUGGCUGGACCGCCUCCGAUCCACCAAGGGCUUCCCGACGGGGCCCGAUCACGACCUCGACCACUUCCUCUCCGCUCCCCAGAGUCCUAAUCCCUCCAUCUCCGAGCCCACGCAGCCGGUCCAGCGCCGGGCGGCGGGCCCGCCUAUCUGCCCGGGUGAAGAUCCUCGGAAGGAAUGGUACGGCAUUAUGACGAACGUCCUGUCGGAGCUCUUUCACAUGGGCAAACCCGACCCGCUCCCCGCGAAAAAGAGCUCCCGGAAACAGGUGAACCCUAGAUUCUUCCCCAAUUCAGCGGGAGGCGUUGAUGAUUCCCCUCGGAAGGACGAGAAUGCCCUAUCGUUCAAUUCGGACAACAAUUUGGUGGAGAGGGCGGCGGCUUUGGGUUGCCCGGAUGAGGAAGAGGAGGAAGAGAAGGAGGAGCUGGUCGGGUACUCAAGGAGCGAGGUGACGGUGAUCGACACGAGCUGCUCAGGGUGGAAGUUCGAGAAGUUGCUGUACAGGAAGAAGAAUGUGUGGAAGGUUAGGGAUAGGAAAGGGAAAGGGAGGAGCGGACUUGGGAGGAAGAAGAGAAGAGCGAGUGGGAGUGGUGGCGAUGACAUAGUCCAUGGGAAGAAGAAACUGAAGCUCUCGGGUUCGUUGUUCCGUUCAUCGAAUGAAGGACAUGAUGCUACGCAGAGUCCCAAAAGGGAAGUUUGCAAGAAGAUUGCUGAUAAUCUCUGUCCAGGUCCUAAAAUGAGAUUCCCUAAUUCCGGAUCACCGAUAAAGCUGAGAAAUGGUAGCUCCUCGGUAGUCCUUAUUAAAGGCAUUCCGGCAGUCAAGAAAAAGAAGGCAAAUGUAUCGAAGAACCAUAUCAAGCAAUAGCACUAUGCCUUAGUAAAGCAGGGCAUUGAAUUCGGGUGAAGAAUUAUGAGGUGGAAGGAGCAAGGUGGGCUACCAUUGUUGAAGCAUGUGCCUGCAGCAUUCUCAACAAGGGCAAGUCGAGGAAAUGUAGUGGGAGAGAUUUGGAUGUUCAAUUUAUCAAAGUUGUUGUGAAUAUAUAUGAUCAUUGUUUUCACCCUAAUGUGUUUUCACUAUUGGGAUUGGAUUCUGCUUCUUUGAUGUUUGGGAGGAUGUUAUGGUUGACCCAAAAGAUUGGCUAUAUUGCUGGCAAAAAAUGGAGCACUGAGGGCGGCGCCAUUGAACUGAUGUAAUUUCUGAUAUUCAGUUCUACUACUACUACUACUACCCCUAUUUCGGAAUGUCA